AUGUCACUGUCACUGCAACCUGGAGGUGACCUUCUAUGCAAACAAAACCUUUUUGGUCUAGACUCAGUAAAAGACAACUCUAGUAUACUUUCUAGUUACUAUCCUACAAUUCUUGCCCAUUCUGAGUACUCGGACAUAUGCAAGGAAUCCCAGGAUGCCUUCCAGCCUAUCAAAACUUUGGGACAGUUGGUCUUUGAUUCACCAUCGGUAUUACCAUUCAACUUGAAUAGAAUUCCUUCAUUCUGGAAUCCCAGAUCCACCUUACAGGAACAGGUCUGCAGCCCACCGUAUGCUGUGCCUGUUUACAAUGCCCUCCGGCAUCCAGCUCCGCUACCAAGCUAUCUGAAGGAGGAGGAUGGUAAUCAGUGCAAGCGUUCUCAUCAGGUAACACCCUCAUCAGCAGAAUCCAACAGUGCUGAAAAUGCAAGAUAUCAAACCGAUUCUCCUCUGAACCUUAACAGAAGUCCAGCAAUUAAGACCCAACGCAGCUACCAGUUCACAUUAGAAGAUCUGCAUAUGGUUUUGUAUGGCUACUGUAAAGGAAGCCAAGACCAUCCUCUACACCAUGCCAUUUCAGGACUGAGGACACAGUAUUCUCCAAGAAAAACAGGUGCUGAAACUCCAACACAGCUGAUGGAUGCCAACUCUCUACGACUGCCAGAAGGUUUGUCUGUGCUGCAAACAGCAUAUGGAGGACUGAUUCACUAUGGAGUGUUCUGCACAAAAAACGUUAUCCCCAAAGGGGUCAGGUUUGGGCCCUUUUCAGGCAAAGUGGUUAAUACCAGUGAAAUUAAGACAUAUGAUGACAACGCACUCAUGUGGGAGAUUUUCGAAGAUGGUGGUUUAAGUCACUUUAUUGAUGGAAGGGGAGCAGCAGGGAACUGGAUGGCUUUGGUGAACUGUGCACGCUUUCCAGAAGAGCAGAACCUAAUAGCACUACAGAGCCAAGGACAGAUUUACUAUGAGAGCUGCAAGGAGAUUGAGCCACGGCAGGAGUUACUGGUGUGGUAUGGAGACUGUUACUUACAGUUUCUGGGGAUCCCUAUUACCCUAAAGAGCAGGACUGAAGACAAAAGGUGCCGGCAACAACCAGCUGAUGGUGAGUAUUCUGGAGAAGGAUUCAAAUGUGAGAGAUGUGGGAAGGUGUUUGCUUAUAAAUAUUACAGAGAUAAGCACCUGAAAUAUACUCGCUGCGUAGAUCAAGGAGAUCGGAAGUUUCCAUGUCACCUCUGCAGCAGGUCUUUUGAGAAGAGGGAUCGACUGAGGAUUCAUAUUCUUCAUGUUCAUGAAAAGCACCGACCUCACAAGUGCUCACUCUGUGGAAAGAGCUUCUCUCAGUCUUCCAGUCUGAAUAAACACAUGCGAGUGCACUCAGGAGAGAGGCCUUACAAAUGCGUUUACUGUAAUAAGGCAUUUACAGCUUCCAGUAUUCUACGGACUCACAUACGACAACACUCAGGAGAAAAGCCCUUCAAAUGUAAACAUUGUGGAAAAGCAUUUGCAUCUCAUGCUGCACACGACAGCCAUGUGCGACGCACACACAACAAGGAAAAGCCCAACACAUGCAGUAUUUGUGGACAAGUUUUCCAUGAGUCGCAUGAAAUGAAAUUCCAUAUGACACUCCAUGUGAGUUAG
Protopterus annectens (West African lungfish) is the source of this 1635-nucleotide messenger RNA. It is a transcript of the gene PRDM14, whose product is annotated as PR/SET domain 14. The coding region runs from base 1 to 1635 and encodes 544 amino acids. The transcript has 7 exons. Gene Ontology annotation, cellular component: nucleus. Gene Ontology annotation, molecular function: RNA polymerase II transcription regulatory region sequence-specific DNA binding; protein binding. NCBI's taxonomy places the organism in Eukaryota, Metazoa, Chordata, Ceratodontiformes, Protopteridae. Gene Ontology annotation, biological process: regulation of transcription by RNA polymerase II. The record is from RefSeq and is a predicted model, not a curated record.